AUGGCUUACAGGGCCCUUCACGAGCGCUUCGACCUGCCGCCGCCGCCGGCGAAGAGCAUCUACGCGACCAUCCGGCCGCACGACUGGCAGCGCGCGUGGCUGCCGGACUUCACUACGGCCGAGGACCCGGUGGGAGCUCUGCAGCAUUUCCUCUACCGGCUCUUCCACAUCGACCUCGCGAAUGCCGUCUGGAUCCAGGCCAAGGUGCUCUCGAUCCUCUGCAUCAUCCUCCUUGUCGCCAUGAUCCUGAUCCUCGCGCGCAGGUACCACGAGCGGUCGCUGUGGUUCUUUCGCUUCCAGAGAAGGUCCAACGGCACGCUCGUCAUCCCCAACACCGUCAUCAGCUUCACCGUCAUGCUCCUCUUCUAUUGCCUGCUAUGCACCGCCAUUAACUGGGUGCUCGUUGCCUUCGGGCCGCAUGGAGCCCGGCCAAACCACAUCCAGCUGUGGGUGUCCUUGAUCUGGAUCCCGCUCGCCCUCGGCGCCUACCUGUACUUGAUCGGCAUCACCCUGGCGCGGCCCAACGCGCUGGAAAGCCUCUCGCCGCAGCACGGCCGACCGAAGUCGCUGGCUGUACGACUCGGCAUCACACCGAUGGUGUUCAACAUCGGCUUCAUGUUCGCACCUCUUCUCCACGUCGCUGCGAUCCUCGGCCCCAGCAUUCGAUCCGACCAGCACUGGCAGAGGGCGCUGGACAAGUUUGACGCCUGGCAGCACCGCUGGGCGGGAUCGACGGACCGGCAGCUGAGCCGCGAGAUGCUGCUCGAGGCCCAGGAUAUCUGGUACGAGGUGCUUCACUCCUGCUAUCAGCUCUGCGUCAGCUUCUCGAUCUGGACCGUGACCGGCGCCGGCAUCGGCCUGGCACUGGCCUUUUCCGGCGGCAGGCUGGCGCUCCUGAUUCACAACCAGAUCAAGACGAUGCGAUCCCUUAAGACGCUCCGCAGCCUGCACGAGACUGCCGCCGCAGAGGCCAUCGCACAGCCCGGAGCCAAGGCCGAGGUCAAGCUGCGCCGGGCUCGCCGCAAGUCGGGCAAGGUGCGGCGCCACCGCGACUUGACGUUUGCCUCGGCCGUGGACGCCCUGCGCCGGCGCUGGGCGACCACCCCCUCCGAAGAGAGCCACGGCACCGAUACCGAGGAUUACGAAGAGUCGCAGACCGAAUCGAUGUUCUUCUCGGCCGCCCAGCUCGAGGAGCAGGACACGCCCGCCCCCAACUUCUUCCCCGCCGUCAAGCCGAGCACCUUCCACCGCCCACCCAAGGUCACGGCGCAAAAGGGACAGCGGGCCCAGCGCCGGUACCUGGAGCGCUUCCUGGCAGACCUCAUGGUGCAGAUCUGCGGCAUCGUCGUGGGCUGCUUCGUCUACGCGGGCAUCUCGCUCCUGAUGGCCAUCCAGUGGUAUGCAUGCUGGGAGGCCAAUCGAGGUGACAGGGUGCUCACCAUGGGCCUGCUCGGUAUCGACUAUGGCCUGAUCAUGUGCGGGACCAUGGUCUUUGCGUGCAUCCUCGGUCGCACCUAUGAGCCCGUCUUGACCGGCCUUGUCAACAGUGGCCAGCCCGACGAGGCAAAGGCGGCGGCGGCAGCAGCGGCGGGGGAUCUCAACGCGCGGUCUGGCGGCGCUGGCAACGGCCGCGCGAGAAAUCACCGCUGGGCUUGGGGUCAACGCAGCAGCACCGCGGCCCAAGCAAGGUCGCAGGACGGUGGCCUGCCGGCACGUGGCCGCCGAAGCCUUGCUGACCACAUCUCUCUCGAGAUGACGCCCCGUCCCUUCUGCGAAGAGCAGCUCGCCGAGGGCGACGGCGAAGGCUCCGACACCGGCACCCUGGCGAGCACCAAGAGCGUGGCCAAAGACAGGUGCAGGAGGAAGAGCAGCGCGCGCGACCUCGCCAUACCGGACGCCCGACUCAAGAACAGUAGCGACGACGAAGGCGACAACAUGUCGAACCGGUCCAGCAGCAUGCUCCCGGACUCGCCGUCGAGCGGCAUCAUGGUCUCAAAGACGGUGACGACCCGCUACGAGCAUGCCGACUCGGUCGUCGGUGAGAUCGACGUCUACCAGGCCGACGAGGCGUCCAACGACGAUCCGGCCCAGACUCGACCAGACAGCCCCUCGCGCGCCCGCCUCGGGACACCGGCGGUCGUCUUCGGAGCGAUCGGCAUCUCUCCCCCAUCUCCGACGUUGCCGUCGGGACGUGGGCGAAACCACCUCUAUUCUCUCAAGGCAAUCUCUCCCGCUGAGAGAACCUCGUUCGACUGA
Molecule: messenger RNA, 2256 nt
Organism: Pseudozyma flocculosa PF-1
Lineage: Eukaryota; Fungi; Basidiomycota; Ustilaginomycetes; Ustilaginales; Ustilaginaceae
Exons: 3
Coding region: 1-2256 (751 amino acids)
Source: RefSeq, a predicted model, not a curated record